Babesia ovata is the source of this 1698-nucleotide messenger RNA. Its product is annotated as RAP domain-containing protein, putative. The transcript is spliced from 8 exons. Bases 1 to 1698 code for a protein of 565 amino acids. NCBI's taxonomy places the organism in Eukaryota, Apicomplexa, Aconoidasida, Piroplasmida, Babesiidae. The record is from RefSeq and is a predicted model, not a curated record.
AUGCGUCUGUCGCGUGUUUUCCGCCAUCUGUGUGUGCCAGAGGUCGCGCGGCUUCGCGCCCUGGUACGUGAUGGCGGUGGCGACGCGGAGACGUUGUAUGCGCUGUUCCAGAAGCACAAUGCGCAACUUUCCCCAACCGAAAACCUGCUAGUCGCUGCCAGUCUUCGCAACCUAUCCGAUAGGCAGGAUGGUAGCGAGGAAAUAUCGUCCCGGCUGGCCGAUGUGCGAGCAACGGCGUUGGCCAACAUUCGCGGAAAGUUGUACGCCCUCACCGACCCUGGCGAUCUCUGCGGUCUAAUUCAAGCGGCAGUAGUACACGGUAUAGCUACCAGGGGGCUUAUAUCUGAUUUCUCUGGGCGGCUGGAAAGGUUGCUGCCGCAUGUACGCGGGGAGGCACUCACCCAGGCCUGCCAUACGCUAGUGGAACUUCACAAGGCCGCCCGCGGCUCCGAAAGCGAAUUGACCGUCCCCAACAAUGUAGCCCUCGUGCAAUGCAUGGCCGAGACCGGCAUACGGCACGAGGCGCUCGGUGCCCGUGUUGGCAGAAGUCUGCGUCUACUGCUGGCCCAGGGCGGCAAAAUAACGACCGAAGAGGCGUCGGCUCUUCUUCAAGCCUACAAAGCGGAUAUGUUCGACAGCUUAUUUAUACGCCAUAGACUGAUCGAAGCCGCACUCACGGGAGAUUAUAUACCUAUGCAAGUGCUUGUUAACUGCUUGGCCACGGGCGUGUUUUCUCCCAGCAAUGCCAACCGCAUAGAUGAACUCGUGAGAGAAGGAUGCUCUACCAGCGACGUGCAGACGAUAAUACAGCUCAUGAUCGGCUACGGGAGCCUUAGAUACAGGCCGCCCAACGUUAUAUCCGAGCUUGUAAGCACAGUGAAAUCGGCGUUGUUUAGCUUGGACUCAUUUGAUGAUGUUGUGCGAUGCAUUUAUGGCCUGUUUUUACUGGACGAACACGACCCGGUGAUCAUGGAUUUCGCGGCCAACUUCAUUAGGAGAUACGAUGUUCCGUUAGGUUUGGCAAAUAUGGAAGACAUCUGCGAUGCCCUUUUGGCGUUCUGUCACUUUAGGUUAAAUGAUCCGGAAGUAUAUCAGAGGCUCUUAAGAGAUGCAAUGCGAUUAGACUGCUCCAUAUCAUCAGCUUGCCUUAUUCGGCUUCAGUUGGUCGCUAUUUACAUAUGGAAACUCAUGCCCCAGCUGUUUCAUGCCCUGGGAGAGCCUGCGCAGCAAUAUCUGCUUGAAGUGGCACACAGAAUAACGAUGGAACCAGAAACAGCUCGGACGUGUGACCUGCAGGAAUCCGUAGGGAAGACGGCGACCUUCGUAUCGCAUGUACUGUACAAACAGGUUCAAGUUGGCCCCUUUCUUGUCGAUUUCGUGCGCGAACUAGGACAGGAGGAAGUGGCGGAGGCCAGGCAACGAAAUUGCCGAAAACCGCGAACACGUGACCUAGGGGAGGAGCGCUUGCUAGCCAAUCAUUUGAGGCCAUUGGCGAGUAUUCUGCUUGCCGACGAUAUCGAGCAAUUCUACCGACAUAGCCACGAACGCACUGCCAAGUCUCAGAUACAGCUGGGCGUGCUGAAGGGUCUCGGAUUCAGAUGCACGUGCGUGCCACACUGGGAAUGGGAAGAACUCGACGGAUGGCGCGAGAAGCGGGCAUAUUUAGCUGAGCUAUUAGCCGAGCAUAAGCCAACAUAA